AUGACGGUGAAUAUAACUUCAAUCAAAACCGCAUCGGAUGGAGUUUGGCAAGGUGACAACCCUUUUGACUAUGCCUUUCCAUUGCUAAUUGUCCAAACUGCCCUUGUCCUCGCCGUCAGCCGCUCCCUCGCCUUCCUCUUCAAACCUCUCCGGCAACCCAAAGUCAUCGCCGAGAUCGUCGGUGGAAUUCUUUUGGGGCCGUCGGCGUUAGGCCGGAAUCAAGAGUACAUGCACCGGAUUUUUCCCCGUUGGAGCCUUCCGAUCCUCGAAUCUGUUGCAACCAUUGGCUUACUUUUCUUCCUCUUUCUAGUUGGCCUGGAGCUUGAUCUGAGCUCGAUCCGUCGGAGUGGAAAACGAGCAUUUGCAAUAGCAGCCGCCGGAAUCUCACUACCGUUCAUACUGGGUAUCGGAGUUGCGUUCGUUCUCCGGAAGACCAUCGACGGAGCUGAUAAAGUCGGCUAUGCUGAGUACUUUGUGUUCAUGGGUGUGGCUCUGUCCAUCACAGCUUUUCCGGUGCUCGCACGUAUUCUGGCGGAACUCAAGCUUUUAACCACCAGAGUAGGCGAGACCGCCAUGGCUGCCGCCGCGUUUAAUGAUAUCGUAGCAUGGAUUCUGCUUGCACUCGCCGUCGCACUUGCCGGAAAAGGAGAAGACGGUGGGCCUCAUAAAAGCCCAUUGAUUUCCGUAUGGGUUCUUCUCUCAGGAGUCGCGUUUGUGAUCUUCAUGAUGGUUGUAAUCCGGCCAGCCAUGAACUGGGUGGCUCAUCGGUCCUCACCGGAACACGACACGGUGGACGAAGCCUACAUUUGCUUGACACUAGCCACCGUUAUGGUCUCCGGCUUCAUUACAGAUCUCAUCGGCAUACAUGCCAUUUUCGGAGCUUUUAUCUUCGGAUUAACGAUCCCUAAGGGAGAUUUCGCCGAGAAAUUAAUAGAAAGAAUUGAAGACUUCGUCUCUGGAUUGCUUCUCCCAUUGUAUUUUGCUUCCAGUGGAUUGAAAACCGACGUCACGAAGAUCAGCGGAGGGAAGGCAUGGGGACUACUAGCAAUGGUGAUCACGGCGGCGUGUAGUGGCAAGAUUUUCGGGACGUUCAUUGUGGCGGUGAUGUGCAUGAUUCCGGUGAGGGAAUCGUUAACGCUAGGGUUGUUGAUGAAUACUAAGGGAUUGGUUGAACUCAUUGUUCUUAACAUCGGCAAAGAAAAAAAGGUUCUCAAUGAUGAGGUUUUUGCGAUACUAGUCCUCAUGGCACUUUUCACCACUUUCAUCACAACUCCGACGGUCAUGGCCGUCUACAAACCUGCCCGUAAUAACGGCGGCACAAGAUCCACCUGCUCCAGGAAGAAAGACGAACUACGUGUAUUGGCCUGUGUCCAUGGUCCGGGAAACAUAUCUUCGUUGAUCAACUUGAUUGAGUCAACUCGGUCUGUAAACAAGACCCGGCUCAAGCUCUACAUAAUGCACCUUGUGGAGCUCACGGAACGUACUUCGUCGAUCGUGAUGGUCCAACGUGUUCGUAGAAACGGUCUUCCGUUUGUUAGCCGGUUUAACAACCGCGCUCGUGCGUUUCACGAGCGAGUAGCGGUUGCCUUCCGAGCUUAUGCUCAGAUGGGCCAGGUUGUGGUUCGGACCACAACCGCCAUCUCAGCAUUGCCAACGAUGCACGAGGAUAUUUGCCACGUGGCAAAAGAGAAGAGGGUACCAAUGGUCAUAUUGCCAUUCCACAAGCGAUGGAUAAAAACGGACGGGUCGUAUCUGAUUGAGAAUGCGGGCCAUGGCUGGAGAGGGGUCAAUCAAAGAGUUCUAAACAACGCUCCAUGCUCGGUGGCGGUAUUAGUCGAUCGAGGGCUCGGUGGCGAGUCCCAACAAAACUUGGGACCCGCCAUCACAACACAAAAGGCGUGUGUGAUGUUUUUUGGUGGCCCCGAUGAUCGGGAGUGUCUGGAAUUGGGUGGAAGGAUGGUGGAGCAUCCGGCGGUCAACGUGACGGUGUUGAGAUUCGUGGAGGAUAAUAGGACGGAGCAGGACGGUGUUGGGCUAAAGCCGGCCCUCAGCAAAGGCAGAGAGAAGUAUACCUUCUCAACAGCAAUUAACCAUCCUGAAAAAGAGAGGGAGCGUGAUGAAAAGGCGAUGGAUGAAUUUACGAGGAGGUGGGAAGGAUUGGUGGGAUACAAAGAAGAAAAGGGAACGGACGUUGUUGAGAGCAUAUUGGGGAUAGGGAAAAGCGGUGAGUACGACCUGAUUGUGGUGGGAAAAGCACGGUGCCCGACCGCUAUGGUGGCUAGGUUAGCUGAUCGGCAAGCGGAGCACGCGGAGCUGGGGCCAGUUGGAGACCUGUUGGCAUCUUCAAACCAUGGUAUUGUGUCUUCCGUGCUUGUGAUUCAGCAACAUGAAAAGGUCGAGUCAGAAGAAGCAGAAGCAUCUGCUUUGGUUGUGAGGCAAAAUGAGGAGGCAGCAAAUGAGGUAUAGAAAUAGGACCAGAAAAUAAGUGGUGUUAAUACAUAAAGGGCACAAACUGUGAUAUUAAAUGCUAUCUUUUGUUCUGUUAAUUUCAUUUUU
Messenger RNA from Cynara cardunculus var. scolymus (artichoke), 2556 nucleotides. RefSeq names its product cation/H(+) antiporter 20. The transcript is spliced from 5 exons. Gene Ontology annotation, cellular component: endomembrane system; membrane. Gene Ontology annotation, biological process: regulation of pH; proton transmembrane transport. Gene Ontology annotation, molecular function: antiporter activity. The coding region runs from base 1 to 2466 and encodes 821 amino acids. The record is from RefSeq and is a predicted model, not a curated record. NCBI's taxonomy places the organism in Eukaryota, Viridiplantae, Streptophyta, Magnoliopsida, Asterales, Asteraceae.